CUCGCGAGAUUUCGCAAAGGCCUCCCUUUUCCGUCUGAGCUGCCGACAUGCCAUCCAGACUGAGGAAGACCCGGAAACUUCGGGGCCACGUGAGCCACGGCCACGGCCGCAUCGGCAAGCACCGGAAGCACCCAGGAGGCCGGGGUAAUGCUGGUGGCAUGCAUCACCACAGGAUCAACUUCGACAAAUAUCACCCAGGAUACUUUGGAAAAGUUGGUAUGAGACAUUACCACUUAAAGAGGAACCAGAGCUUCUGCCCAACUGUCAACCUUGAUAAACUGUGGACCUUGGUCAGUGAGCAGACACGGGUAAAUGCUGCCAAAAACAAGACUGGAGCUGCUCCUAUCAUUGAUGUGGUGCGAUCGGGCUACUACAAAGUUUUGGGAAAGGGAAAACUCCCAAAACAGCCUGUCAUCGUGAAGGCCAAAUUCUUCAGUAGAAGAGCAGAGGAGAAGAUUAAGGGUGUCGGGGGCGCCUGCGUUCUAGUAGCUUGAAGCCACAUUUGAGGGCGUUCAUUAAAUGCUAACAAGUGCUUUUCUCUUCUG
This is a messenger RNA of Zalophus californianus (California sea lion), 545 nucleotides long. RefSeq names its product ribosomal protein L27a (gene RPL27A). The record is from RefSeq and is a predicted model, not a curated record. Gene Ontology annotation, biological process: translation. Lineage: Eukaryota; Metazoa; Chordata; Mammalia; Carnivora; Otariidae. Gene Ontology annotation, cellular component: cytosolic large ribosomal subunit; ribosome. Gene Ontology annotation, molecular function: structural constituent of ribosome. The coding region runs from base 48 to 494 and encodes 148 amino acids. The transcript has 5 exons.